Messenger RNA from Caenorhabditis elegans, 1222 nucleotides. The record is from the annotation of a RefSeq genome assembly. Lineage: Eukaryota; Metazoa; Nematoda; Chromadorea; Rhabditida; Rhabditidae.
AUGGAUGGUUCAGCUUCAACUUCAACACCUAAAACUGAGGUCAUAGAGAGCGCGGAUUUAUUAGAAAUUGUGCUUCCUGAUAUGUCUUGUUGUAAAAUUUGUGGUAUUCAAGCGCAUGGAAAACAUUUUGGAGCAUUAACUUGUCGAGCUUGUGCUGCAUUUUUUAGGAGGUGUCAUUUCAAUACAGGGCCAGAAAUUGUCUGCCAAUUUAUGAAUUCUAAAUGCAAAGCGGACAAUAAAGGAAGAUGGGCUUGUAAAAAAUGUCGCUUCGAUAGAUGUAUUGCAAAUGGAAUGACAACACGGAAUAUUCAAUGUGACCGAGAUUUAUUUCAGUGGAAUCUUUCAGACAGUGGAAUCCGUUUUAGGACAACCUCAUUACAUUUGUUUUACGAAAAAAGAGUUAUCAGCAAAUUGCGCUGUAACAUACAUCGACAUGACUAGUUUUGCUAGCAAGGUUGAAGAAAUGAAUCCCCAAAGUUCUCUCCAUCUGUGGAAAUUAAACAACCUUGAGCAGUUUGCACGUGGAUUGGAGGAGCAUCGUUCUCCGCACAGCAUCAUUCAUCACAAGAGAAACUGCGAUAUCUUCAUGGGAAGAUCAGAUUUUAGCUGUUGUCAAAUGGCUCAAUUACUCAAAUGCGUUUAGGAAUCUUCCAUAUCAUUUGAGACUACAACUUGUUCAAACGACAUGGUCAACUUGGAAUAAACUAGAAAGGACUGCAAUGACGGCACAGAUGAGGGUUAAUAGGCAGUGCGGUAAGAAUCAGUUCGUCGUGUCAAAUAAUCAUCUUUCCGAUUACUCCCGAAUGGAUGCAGAUAUGAGCUGGUGGAGCCAUUAUUCUUUUGAAGAACUUCAAUUUUAUUCAAUGCAAAAGAUUUGUUCUAUGAUGAUAUUGUGUGGGGAAUUGUCGAAUUGAAACCGGAUUUAGUUGAACUCGCCUAUCUCUUGUGUACUUUAUCUUUUGGAAUGGCAGGAAAAAUCAUUCAAGGCGAGUUAUUAGAUGCUACUGAAAAACUACUUGAUACGUUGGCUAAUGAUUUGCAUUUGUAUUACACAAAAAGGAAUAAAGUUCCAUAUGCAUUGCGACUGAGUCAAUUACUAAAAGUUUGUGAUAAAUUUGUUAAACUAAGAAAUAGUAGAAGCGAGAAAUUUCACUUGUGCGCUAUUCUUGGAGUUUAUGAAAUUAAUAUUUCGAAUCAUGAAUACUUUCAACUCACGUGUUAA